Messenger RNA from Tupaia belangeri chinensis (Chinese tree shrew), 1558 nucleotides. It is a transcript of the gene GKAP1, whose product is annotated as G kinase anchoring protein 1. The record is from RefSeq and is a predicted model, not a curated record. Lineage: Eukaryota; Metazoa; Chordata; Mammalia; Scandentia; Tupaiidae. Gene Ontology annotation, biological process: signal transduction. Gene Ontology annotation, cellular component: Golgi apparatus.
CUCGUCGUUUUCUCUGUUCCAGGUUUCGAAGCCGUUUCUCUGCCCGAGUUAGCUGUCGCCCAGCCUCAUUUCUUUCUCUGUGUACUUUGCGAGGAAGUUUUGGAGCAUCGGCUCACAGCCUCUGGGUGAAAUUUGGCUUUCAUUCAUGAGUGAGGAAUUAUUCUUGACAAAAGUACUUUAAAAGAAAAAUCUUCAUGAUGGCCUCAGCCGUUCUUAGUUCUGUUCCCACUACAGCGUCUCGUUUCGCCCUGUUACAAGUGGAUAGUGGCAGUGGUUCUGAUUCAGAGCCUGGAAAAGGCAAAGGUCGGAAUACUGGGAAGUCUCAAUCUUUGGGAAGCAAAUCAACUACAAAUGAGAAGAAAAGAGAGAAGAGAAGAAAAAAGAAAGAACAGCAACAGAGUGAAGCAAAUGAGCUCAGGAAUCUUGCUUUUAAGAAAAUUCCCCAGAAAUCCUCACAUGCCAUUUGUAACACUCAACAUGAGCUUUCAUUGUCAAACCCAGCACAGAAGGAUUCACGAGAAGAAAACUGGCAGGAAUGGAGACAAAGAGAUGAGCAGUUGACAUCUGAAAUGUUUGAAGCAGAUCUUGAGAAGGCAUUGUUGCUAAGUAAAUUAGAAUAUGAAGAGCACAAAAAGGAGUAUGAAAAUGCUGAAAAUGCUUCAACUCAGUCAAAAGUUGUGAAUAAAAAAGAUAAAAGAAAGAAUCAUCAGGGAAGAGACAAACCUGUCACAGUAUCACUAAAAGAUUUUCAAUCUGAAGAUCAUAUUAGUAAAAAGACUGAGGAAAUGAGUUCUUCUCAGACUUUAUCACAUGAUGGAGGAUUCUUCAAUAGACUGGAAGAUGAUGUUCAUAAAAUUCUUACUAGAGAAAAAAGAAGAGAACAGCUUACAGAAUAUAAUGGAACAGAUAAUUGUACAGCUCAUGAACACAACCAGGAAGUAGUUCUGAAAGAUGGAAGAAUUGAAAGACUAAAGUUGGAACUUGAAAGGAAAGAUGCAGAAAUCCAGAAGCUGAAAAAUGUAAUUACCGAGUGGGAGAAGUAAAGGCACGAAAUGCACAGUUAUUGAAAAUGCUUCAGGAAGGUGAAAUGAAAGACAAAGCAGAAAUACUUCUGCAAGUUGAUGAAUCACAGAGUAUCAAGAAUGAGCUAACUAUACAGGUGACUUCACUUCAUGCUGCAUUAGAACAAGAAAGAUCUAAAGUAAAAGUAUUACAAGCAGAAUUAGCCAAAUACCAGGGUGGCAGAAAAGGGAAAAGAAACUCUGAAUCUGACCAGUGUAGGUGAUUACUUUAGCCUUUGAAGUCAACACAAAAAUGAAAACUUUCAGGGUUUUGCAAAAAUGUAUAUAUUUAAUGCCGUAUAACUGCUGAACUAUGCAGUUUUUGUUGAAGGAACUAAAAGCACCUAGCUCACUAACAGUCUAUAAUUUUAUGUUCUUUUGGCUUAAAGUGAAAAGAAGAAAUAGAGAAUUCCAGCAGAACUCAAUGUUUAUUAUUGUUUCCUAUCCAUACUUACCACUUUAGUUUUUCAUCAUUCAAUAAAAUUAAUUUACUCUUC